AUGUCCCUCCCUCCUUCCCUUCCUUCUCCUUCUCCUCCUCCUCCCCUCACGACCCUCGACGACCCUCUUCUCUCGCCCUCCAUGACCCGCGGCCGCAGAAAAGACCUCACCAUCCCCCCCUCCCGCGCACUCCUCCAGCAGCGCGACUACCGUGCUCGAAAAGCCCGCUACCUCGCCGACCUCGAAGAGCGCGUCCGCCUCACAGAGGAGGAGAAUGCCCGUCUCAAGGACGAGGUCGACCUCCUCACCGCAAAACUCCACGCCGCAGGCCAGUCCGUCACCCAGCGAAACAGCCCCAGCCCUGAAGUAGUACGCCUCCUUGCCACUCCCGGCGUCACGCUCACUAAUCUUCGCCCCCUUCUCCGCAAACAGGCCGCAGCCACUUCAGACCUCAUGCACCACCUCUCCUCCGCCGCAGCCUCCAUCGCUCGCUUCCAGCAGGUCGCCCUCCAUCCACCUCCCGAACCGUCCUCCAGCAUGCUCCAGCUCCCGCCCAUCCACAAUCACAUCCCCACCUCCCUCGCCACCCCCUCCUUCACCCCCUCGCCCCUCCCACAACCACAUCGCCGACUCCCCUCCCCCCGCGGCUCCAGCAGGAUCGAGCUCCCACCCCUCCACUCCCUCCACCGCGACCUCUUCCGUCCAGACCACCCUGGACACCCAUACGGCCACCCGCCCCGCCACACAAAGCCCAUUGACCCGGGUCCCCCGCCAAGCUCUUAUUCAGAGUCCGAGUGCUGUGGCGGCUACCUCGACUGCAACGACCUCGUCGACGACAAGGACGACGGUCUGUCGGGCGACGACGACCCCCGCGACCCCCGCGACCCCCGCUCCCGCCUCGCGCAGCGCAUGUCCGACCUCCGUUCUACCACCUCCUCGUCAGGUCCGGAGGACGGCCCCAGCACCAGAAUGUCCCGUUGA
This is a messenger RNA of Fibroporia radiculosa, 921 nucleotides long. RefSeq lists its product as uncharacterized. Gene Ontology annotation, molecular function: DNA-binding transcription factor activity. The transcript has a single exon. Lineage: Eukaryota; Fungi; Basidiomycota; Agaricomycetes; Polyporales; Fibroporiaceae. The record is from RefSeq and is a predicted model, not a curated record. Gene Ontology annotation, biological process: regulation of DNA-templated transcription. The coding region runs from base 1 to 921 and encodes 306 amino acids.